Castor canadensis (American beaver) is the source of this 2954-nucleotide messenger RNA. It is a transcript of the gene Acad9, whose product is annotated as acyl-CoA dehydrogenase family member 9. NCBI's taxonomy places the organism in Eukaryota, Metazoa, Chordata, Mammalia, Rodentia, Castoridae. The record is from RefSeq and is a predicted model, not a curated record. Gene Ontology annotation, molecular function: flavin adenine dinucleotide binding; acyl-CoA dehydrogenase activity.
AAAGGCGUUUUCCCGUUUCCAGAGGUUAGCCAAGAUGAACUUAAUGAAAUCAAUCAGUUUGUGGGACCCGUGGAAAAAUUCUUCACUGAAGAGGUGGACUCUCGAAAAAUUGACCAGGAAGGAAAAAUUCCAGAUGACACUUUAGAGAAGCUGAAGAACCUGGCUUUUGGGAUACAGGUCCCAGAAGACUAUGGCGGCCUGGGCCUCUCCAACACUAUGUAUGCUCGGCUAGGGGAGAACAUCAGCCUGGAUGGGUCUAUCACUGUGACCCUGGCAGCACAUCAGGCUAUUGGUCUCAAGGGAAUCAUCUUGUUUGGUAAUGAGGAGCAGAAAUCCAAAUACCUGCCCAAACUGGCAUCUCGGGAACACAUUGCAGCCUUCUGCCUCACAGAGCCAACCAGAGGGAGUGAUGCUGCCUCCAUCCAGACCAAAGCCACGUUAAGUGAAGAUAAGAAGCACUACAUCCUCAAUGGCUCCAAGGUCUGGAUCACCAAUGGAUGUCUGGCCAGUAUUUUUACCGUGUUUGUAAAGACUGAAGUGGCUGAUUCUGAUGGCUUGGUGAAAGACAAAAUCACAGCAUUCAUAGUAGAAAGAGACUUUGGUGGAGUCACUAAUGGGAAACCUGAAGAUAAAUUAGGCAUUCGGGGCUCCAACACUUGUGAAGUCCAUUUUGAAAACACCAGGGUACCCCUGGAAAAUGUCCUUGGAGAAGUUGGAGGUGGCUUUAAGGUGGCCAUGAAUAUCCUCAAUAGCGGGCAAUUCAGCAUGGGCAGCAUUGUGGCUGGGAUGCUUAAGAAACUGAUCGAAUUGACCGCUGAAUAUGCCUGCAUGAGGAAGCAGUUCAGUAGGAAUCUCAGUGAAUUUGGGUUAAUUCAGGAAAAGUUUGCUCUGAUGGCUCAGAAAGCUUAUGUGAUGGAAAGUAUGUCCUACCUCACUGCAGGGAUGCUGGACCAACCUGGGUUUCCCGAUUGCUCCAUUGAGGCAGCCAUGGUGAAGGUGUUCAGUUCUGAGGGUGCCUGGCAGUGUGUGAGUGAGGCACUGCAGAUCCUCGGGGGCUCGGGCUACAUGAAGGACUACCCCUAUGAGCGCAUGCUGCGUGAUGCCCGCAUCCUCCUUAUCUUUGAGGGAACCAAUGAGAUUCUCCGGAUGUUCAUUGCCCUGACGGGCCUACAGCAUGCCGGCUGCAUCCUGACUGCAAGAUUCAAUGAGCUUAAACAAGGCAAUGUGACCGUAGUCAUGGAGACCAUUGGCCGGAAGCUUCGGGACUCUCUGGGCCGAUCCAUUGAUCUGGGUCUGACAGGCAAUCUUGGAGUUGUACACCCCAGUCUUGGGGAUAGUGCCAACAAGCUCGAGGAGAAUGUGUAUUACUUUGGCUGGACAGUUGAGACAUUGCUGCUCCGCUUUGGAAAGACCAUUGUGGAUGAACAGCUGGUGCUGAAGCGGGUGGCCAACAUCCUCAUCAACCUGUAUGGUAUGACGGCCGUGCUGUCACAGGCCAGCCGCUCUAUCCGCAUUGGACUUCGGAACCAUGACCAUGAGGUUCUGUUGGCCAACAUGUUCUGUGUAGAAGCUUAUUUCCAGAAUCUCUUCAGCCUGUCACAGCUGGACAAGUAUGCUCCAGAGAACCAGGAUGAGCAGAUUAAGAAAGUGUCCCAGCAGAUCCUCGAGAAGCGAACCUACAUAUGUGCUCACCCUCUGGACAGGACAUCCUGAGGCAGGGGCCAUAUUCCUGUACCACAUGUCCCAAGCUACAACCAACCCAAGACAGCCUCUUUAGAAGAUGGAGACCUUGGGUUAUGCAAGUGGACCAUUUGUCCCCUGUGUGCAGCUGAAGGCCUUUCUCCAUCUCCUAAGAAGCUUCAGCUAGGUUUGGACCUGCCCCUGCAUCUAAUGAGAUCAUAGCUUCUAAAAAAAUGUAGAAAGAGAAUGGAAUAGCUGGCACUUGGCACUUGAAGCUAUGCUGGUGGUUUAGAAGGUACCACAGUGGAAACUGGGGUUUAUGCUGCCACCUUGGUGGCAUGAGGUUUACAGGAACUGUUUGGGGCAUGGACAACCAUUUCUAGUAGACUAUACAUUCAAGAAAUAGCUGGACACUGUGUCCAUGUCUCUCAUUGAAACUAGGAGUAAAAUGCACUUACAGCCUGUGUUAGGAACCAUUUAACAAAAAAAGAAAAAGUCAUAAUUUGUCCUUUCUAGCCUUGCUAUGCUGUUCAUGUUAUUCCUCAGAACCAGCCUUUAGUGGAUAUUGGCAUGACACUGAGGAACCCUUUGAUAUGACUGGUAUUUUUUUCAGUAGUAAGGUUUGGACUCCAAGCCUUGUGCUUGCUGAGCAAGCACUCUGCCACUUGAGCCAUACCUCCAUCACUAUGGCAUCUGGUCUCCCUUGUUUUCACCCUGUGAAGAGAGUCUAAAUGCCAAGGGGCAGUGCCUAAUUCCAUGAUCAGUGUUCACAAAGGCUCAUGACUUAGCCCUACCUUCAGUCCUUCUCGGGUAAUAGGCAAACUGCAUUGCCUGGAGUAUAACAGUGUAUGCUUAUUCCCACGUGUCACUUUUUGUUUCUCUGCAAGGAUUGGCCUCCAUCUUAAAGAGAGGGUGAGAGGAUGUUUUUAGGUGGGACUAACAGUCCUUGUAUUUCACCAGGCUCCUGUCUACCAUUGCUUGCAAGAUCUCUGCCAGGGUUUUGGUAACUAGUCUUACAAAGGCAAAACUUUACAAAUAUGGUGCUUUGGAAAUAACUUUCUAGUGAAAUCCAAAGUUGUUACUUUACUGGCUAGUAAUUGAUGGCAGAGGCACUUUAUACAAUGUGGAGUGGAUGCCUAUGCAGAGUGCCAGGGACAGGAGGCUGCACAGAGAUCCCUUCAUUGGGAAAGCUUAUUACUGGUGGCACACAGGCAUUUCAGCAGCAGGUUUUCUAGUCCACCAUCUGGGUUUCAGAGCCCUCACCCUCAGUUCUC